Rosa rugosa (rugosa rose) is the source of this 1529-nucleotide messenger RNA. RefSeq lists its product as uncharacterized. Bases 50 to 1249 code for a protein of 399 amino acids. Gene Ontology annotation, molecular function: tRNA-guanosine(34) queuine transglycosylase activity. The record is from RefSeq and is a predicted model, not a curated record. The transcript has 10 exons. Lineage: Eukaryota; Viridiplantae; Streptophyta; Magnoliopsida; Rosales; Rosaceae.
CUCUCGUUUUUUCCGACUCCUUUUGUCUCUAGCCAAACAACACAGAACCAUGAAAUUCGCGGUGAAGGCAUGGAGCAGUGGAAGAGCACGGGCAGGGGUACUCCAGCUGGGCAGCUGCCCGAACCCAAUAGAGACCCCUGCUCUUCUCCUCUCUACCCGAAAGGGCCUGCCCUUUUUCAUACCCCCUGACCUUCUCCCUUCUUUUCCUUCCCCUGACUCCCAUCUCCUCCAUGUUAGCUCCCUUCACUUCUUAGAAGGCAUCUUACCUCAGACAAUAUCGAAAAUAGGAGGAUUGCAUAAGAUGCUGGGUUUGCCGGACCACGGAUUCGUAGCCAUUCCGAGAGAUUCUAUUCAAUGCCUCCCAGAAUGUAAUAGUACCAAUAAAUUGGGAGCAUCUUUUGAGACUCCUUGUGGUCGCUGUUUGGUUAAGCCUGUAGAGUAUGUUGAAUUGAUUUCUUCGUUAAAGCCUAAUAUAUGGACCGCUUUGGCGGAUGAAGUCCCUGCAUGGGUGUCUGAUAAGAGGAACAAGACCUCGGUUGAUCGAACUGUAAGAUGGCUUGACGAAUGCAUUCAGCUAAAUCGGGCAGGUGGAUCUGUUUUUGGAUCCAUUGUUGGAGGAUCUUCUGUUCAAGAACGUGAGCGAUGUGCGCAAGAGGUGGCCAGCCGAAAUGUAUCAGGCUAUUGGAUUGGAGGUUUUGGGCUUGGAGAGAGCAUGGAUGAGCGCCUUGCUCUCCUUAAUGCUGUUACUGAUAUCUUAGAAGAGGAGAAACCACGCUUGGUCAGUGGGCUUGGACUUCCAGAAGAGGUCUUGCAGGGUGUUGCUGCAGGAAUUGAUAUUUUUGAUUCUACGUAUAUAUACCAUCUUACCCUUGGAUGCUUUGCACUUACCUUCCCACUAGAUGGUGUUGAGACCAAUCUCUCUGCUUUUCAGUUAACUAAUAUAGGAAGUGAUCAGACAAAGAUUAAUUUGAGAUCAACAAUGUACAGGAAAGACACUUCACCAAUUGUUGAAAAUUGUAAAUGUUACACGUGCCAGAAUCAUACAAAAGCGUACAUCAAUCACCUGCUCAAUGUUCAUGAAAUGCUAGCUCAGAUUCUACUUGAAAUGCAUAAUACUCACCACUAUCUAAGUUUCUUCUGCUCGGUAAGGGAGGCAAUUAAGUCCGGUAAUUUUGAGCAAUUCAGACUGAAAUUUUCUGAGAGUAAGCGUUAUCAUCUUGCUUCUGAAGCUGCUGUUGCCUGCAUGUGAGUUUAAACCUAUUUUCAUUAUGUAAUUUUGAAGUACUGAAGAGUGUUAGAUUAUAUUGAUGAGCCAGUAGUGAAAUAUAGAUAAUUAUCAAUUUCAAAUCAAUUUGAUAACCUUUCCUUUCAUCAUUGUUGAUAAUUCCCAAGAAACUCCAAGAGUUGUGUAGUUCAACGUACCGUUCAAGAUUCUUACUUUCUUGGCUCUUUCUCAGUACUUUCUGACUGAAACUCUGAAAGAUACUCGCCUUUAGCAAGUUGCAAACACCUACUGUGAACAAAUCCAA